GUCUCUUUUCUUUAUGAAUUCCAAGAUGGCGAACAAGAUGAACAAGAAUUGCUUUUAACAUUUGAAACUUUCCUAGCUGUAAACGUCCUCAAAAUAUGACAAAACUACAUUAAGCUACUAAAGCCUACAGAAUUUCAGGUGUUGUGUUUAUAUAUUUUCUGUUUUUGGUCUAAUCAAUGGCUGAAAUUGUGUACAAAUUCGCUUCCCGUCGCUCUUCAGUGUUAUGUACACACGGAGUGGUCGCGUCCAAUCAACCCCUGGCCUCACGGAUCGGGGUCCAGAUUCUCAAGAAAGGCGGAAAUGCAGCCGACGCGGCGGUGGCUGUAGCUGCUGCACUAAACGUUACACAACCCUGCAGUACAGGGAUUGGCGGGGACUGUUUUUGUUUGUACUAUGACGCUAACAGCAGGACAGUCAAAGGGCUGAAUGGAAGUGGUCGUGCACCUGCUGCCCUCACUUUAGACCUCCUGCGCAAUCAGGGGAUAGGCCCCAAAGACCAGCUCCCCCCUCUCUCGGCACACAGUGUGACGGUCCCUGGUGCAGCUGCCGGCUGGGUUGACACAGUUGAUGUGUUUGGCAGCAAAAAGCUUUCCAUGAGAGAUGUGCUUCAGCCCGCUAUAGAGCUUGCAGAAGAGGGCUUCCCUGUCCAUCAUCUCACCGCCCACUUAUGGAAUGCAAACUCCCAUACUCUUACACGCCCUGAAAACCGGCAUGGAAGUGAGAUGCUAUUAGAUGGGAGACCCCCAAGGGAGGGUGAUGUCAUGAGAUUACCAAACUUGGCCAAAACAUUCAAGCUCCUAGCUGAACAUGGAAAGGCAGGUUUUUACCAGGGGCCGGUCGCCAAGGCAAUAGUCAAUGUUAUUCAUGAGCAUGGUGGUGUAAUGACACUAGAAGACCUGGCAGCACACCGGAGUACAUUUGACGAACCAAUCAAGACUUGUUAUAGAGGAAUAAACGUGUGGGAGAUACCGCCUAAUGGGCAAGGGAUCACUGCCCUUAUUGCUCUUAAUAUCUUAGAAGGAUUUAACUUAAAGGAAUUGGGCCAUAAUUCCCCUGAAUACUUGCACUUGGUAGCUGAGGCCCUCAAGCUAAGUUUUGCUGAUACGCUGUGGUACAAUGCCGACCCAGAGAAAGUCCAUGUUCCCAUCAAGCAUAUGCUGUCCAAGGAAUACGCUGCAGAGAGAAGAAAACUCAUCAUGCGAAACAGGGUGAUGCCUGAAUGCCACCAUGGCACCCCAUACACGUCUAGCGACACAGAGUAUCUGACAGUUGUGGAUUGUCAUGGCAACGCUUGCUCCUUUAUUGACAGCAACUACAUGAACUUUGGCACUGGCCUUGUGCCGCAGGGGUGUGGAUUUACACUGCAGAAUCGUGGGUGCAAUUUCUCCCUGGAUCCUGACCACCCGAAUGCUCUGAGUCCUGGCAAAAGACCUUACCAUACCAUCAUCCCUGGCAUGGCUACCUAUGCAGAUUCCGGUGAAUUAUACACAAGCUUUGGAGUGAUGGGUGGAUUCAUGCAGCCACAAGGCCAUGUACAGGUCUUAGCGAAUAUGAUUGACUUUGGAAUGGACCCCCAGCAAGCCUUGGAUAUGCCUCGUUUACAUGUGAAUGCAGGCCUUGAGGGGCUGGUAUCUCUAGAGGAAGGUAUCCCGCAGAGUACAAUAGACAGAUUACGGGCCCUAGGGCAUAAAUUGGAGGGGCCCAUAUCAGGUUAUCAAAGGACGUUAUUUGGCCGGGGACAGAUCAUCAUGCGAAAAAGGGGACAUUCCUGUGGUGGGGAGGAGGUGGCAGUGUUAUGGGCGGGGUCGGAGGGGCGAGGGGAUGGUAUGGCUGUGGGAUACUGACAAACUGUACAUAUCAACAAAUGAUAGAAACAAAAUGGGACGCAUGACUGGAGAGCGCCAAGGGAACUGGAUAGACCCAGGAGACCCAAGGUUUACAAAAUUAUUUUUCACCACUUUCUCAGAUAUUUAUAAGCAGAUUUUGGUGUUAGAAAUGCAAUGUUUUAAAAUAUUGCAUAUAAAAUCAGAUUGAAUGGUUUUCAAAAAGCUUGAAGAAGACCAAUCAUGCCGCCAUUUUACGCUCCCGCACAAUACCGAAUCACUCAAAAAAUCCAUUUCCAUCGGCUAGGAAGUGAGAAACGUUCAAUCAAAUAUCAUUAAUAAAGUCUCAGACUUC
Molecule: messenger RNA, 2178 nt
Organism: Nematostella vectensis (starlet sea anemone)
Lineage: Eukaryota; Metazoa; Cnidaria; Anthozoa; Actiniaria; Edwardsiidae
Product: glutathione hydrolase-like YwrD proenzyme
Exons: 8
Coding region: 177-1844 (555 amino acids)
Biological process (GO): glutathione catabolic process
Molecular function (GO): glutathione gamma-glutamate hydrolase
Source: RefSeq, a predicted model, not a curated record